AGUCACUGGCAGCAGAGAACUGUAAGGAAAGGCGGCCAAAUGAGGUGUUGGCUUUGGGGAUGAUCAGUGAGAUAUACCUGCUGGAACGUGUGCUACAGGCUAACCUUGAGAAACUGUGCAGAACUCUUGAAGACCAAAGUAAUGAGUACAAGAACAAAUCUGACGAGGCCCAUGAGUGUCUAAAUGAUUACACUGCCCUGAAUGCUCGCUUGCAAACAGAAUGGUGAGCUCAAACACCACCUUGAGGAGAAGGAGCUAACUGUGUCCCAGCUGAGCAGAGUGAAACUAGUGAGAAGUCAACAGAUUGAAGAGCUGAAGAGACUUUUGGAGGAGGAAGUUAAGGCUAAGAAUGCCCUGGCCCAUGGUUUACAAUCAACCCGCCAUGACUGUGACCUGCUUCGGGAGCAGUAUGAGGAGGAGCAGGAGUCCAAGGCUGAGCUGCAGCGCAGUAUGUCCAAGGCCAGCAGUGAGGUAGCUCUGUGGAGAACCAAGUAUGAGACUGAUGCCAUCCAGCACACUGAGGAACUUGAAGAGGCCAAGAAAAAGCUUGCCCAACGUCUCCAAGAGGCUGAGGAACAAAUUGAGGAAGUGAACAUAAAAUGUGCUUCACUGGAAAAGACGAAGCAGAGACUGCAGAGUGAAAUGGAGGAUCUCAUGGUUGAUGAGAAACUUUGACAAUGUAAUAUAAAAGUUUGAUUACAUUUUUGUAUGUAUAAGUGACGAUACUCAUUGAUCAUUACAUAGUUUUAAAUUCUAGUUGUCUGGAAGCAGAAGUAUGAAGAGUCACAGUCGGAGCUGGAAAGUGCUCAGAAAGAAUCUCGAUCACAAACCACAGAUCUUUUCAAAAUUAUCCACGGUCCGGAGUCCCUGGCGACAAUCUAUGGUCCGGUUCCACCGGUAACGAUCCACGGUCCGGUUGCUCCAGGGACGAUCCACGGUCUGGUUCCUCCGGGGACGAUCCAUGGUCCCGAGCAUCCGGCGACGCGCCCCGCACCGGAGCCGCCCCCGAUGGUAGAUGCCCACCCGGACCCUCCCCUAUGUAGUCAGGUUUUGCCACCCUUGGGGGGAUACUGUAAUACUCUGACCAUAGAGAGCUGUUCUCGGGGUGUGUUUAUUCUCGGGGUGUGAUUUAUGGUGGGUUAUCUAGGGGAAUUGUAUUUCUAUGGUGGCCUGAUAUGGUUCCCAAUCAGAGCCAGCUGUUUAUCGUUGUCUCUGAUUUAUUCUUUAUUCGUUGUCUCUCAUAUUUAGGUAGCCAUUUUCCCAUUGUGCUUUGUGGGAUCUUGACUAUGUUUGUGUGGAGUUGCUUUCUGCACUGCAGACACAUUUCGUUUAAUCGCUUUAUUGUUUUUGUGCUUUGUGUUUUCUCUUCCAAAUAAAGGAUGGAAACAUACCACGCUUCAUCUUGGUCCACUCCUUAUAACGAUCGUGACACGAGGACAAGGCUGGAAAUCUAAGUUGUCUGUCAUGCUGAUUGAGUUUGAAUAACAGACUGGAAGCUUCAAAAGGGGGGUGGUGCUUGGAAUCAUUGUUCUUCAUCUGUCAACCAUGGUUACCUGCAAGGAAACACAUGCCGUCAUCAUUGCUUUGCACAAAAAGGGCUUCACAGGCAAGGAUAUUGCUGCCAGUAAGAUUGCACCUAAAUCAAUCAUUUAUCAGAUACUUAAGAACUUCAAGGAGAGCGGUUCAAUUGUUGUGAAGAAGGCUUCAGGGCGCCCAAGAAAGUCCAGCAAGUGCCAGGACCGUCUCCUAAAGUUGAUUCAGCUGCGGGAUCGGGGCACCACCAGUACAGAGCUUUCUCAGGAAUGGCAGCAGGCAGUGCAUCUGCAUGCACAGUGAGGCGAAGACGUUUGGAGGAUGGCCUGGUGUCAAGAAGGGCAGCAAAGAAGCCACUUCUCUCCAGGAAAAACAUCAGGGACAGACUGAUAUUCUGCAAAGGGUAGAGGGAUUGGACUGCUGAGGACUGGCGUUAAGUCAUUUUCUCAGAUGAAUCCCCUUAACGAUUGUUUGGGGCAUCCGGGAAAAAAACUUGUCCGGAGAAGACAAGGUGAGCACUACCAUCUGUCCUGUGUCAUGCCAACAGUAAAGCAUCCUGAGACCAUUCAUGUGUGGGGUUGCUUCUCAGCCAAGGGAGUGGGCUCACUCACAAUUUUGUCUAAGAACACAGCCAUGAAUAAAGAAUGGUACUAACACAUCCUCCGAGAGCAACUUCUCCAAACCAUCCAGGAACAGUUUGGUGACGAACAAUGCCUUUUCCAGCAUGAUGGAGCACCUUGCCAUAAGGCAAAAGUGAUAGCUAAGUGGCUCGGGGAACAAAACAUCAAUAUUUUGGGUCCAUGGCCAGGAAACACUCCCCAGACCUUAAUCCCAUUGAGAACUUGUGGUUAAUCCUCAAGAAGCGGGUGAACAAAAAAAACACACAUUCUGACAAACUCCAAGCAUUGAUUACGCAAGAAUGGGGUGCCAUCAGUCAGGAUGUGGCCCAGAAGUUAAUUGACAGCAUGCCAGGGCGGAUUGCAGAGGUCUUGAAAAAGAAGGGUCAACACUGCAAAUAUUGACUCUUUGCAGCAACUUCAUGUAAUUGUCAAUAAAAGCCUUUGACACUUAUGAAAUGCUUGUAAUUAUACUUCAGUAUUCCAUAGUAACAUCUGACAAAAAUAUCUAAAGACACUGAGGCAGCAGACUUUGUGAAAGUUAAUAUUUGUGCCAUUCUCAAAAACUUUUGUCCACGACUGUAUAUUUGUUUGCGUUUACAACCAAACACAAUUCAAUAUCACUAAAUAUUAUUACAUUUGAAAUCAAACAGAACUUGAAUCCGAAGUCUUAUAUGUAUUGUCUAUUUUUAGUUGAAUCGAGGCUUGAAUUGAAACAAUAGCUGUUGACUGUGCAUAUGUUAUAUAGGCCUAAAUGAUAUAUGAUAUAUGUUACACCUACCCGUUUUUAAGUGGAGAUCUCUAAACAAUCAUUCUCAUGAUAGCACGGCUAAUAGUAAGUGGCAAA
This is a messenger RNA of Oncorhynchus keta (chum salmon), 2997 nucleotides long. Its product is annotated as myosin heavy chain, skeletal muscle-like. Lineage: Eukaryota; Metazoa; Chordata; Actinopteri; Salmoniformes; Salmonidae. The record is from RefSeq and is a predicted model, not a curated record. The coding region runs from base 202 to 675 and encodes 157 amino acids. The transcript is spliced from 5 exons. Gene Ontology annotation, cellular component: myosin complex.